This is a messenger RNA of Hordeum vulgare subsp. vulgare (domesticated barley), 899 nucleotides long. RefSeq lists its product as uncharacterized. Lineage: Eukaryota; Viridiplantae; Streptophyta; Magnoliopsida; Poales; Poaceae. The transcript has 2 exons. The record is from RefSeq and is a predicted model, not a curated record. The coding region runs from base 176 to 460 and encodes 94 amino acids.
CCCCGCCUCCGCCGCGCAAACUGGCAACGACGACCCAGGCGGCAAGCAACCAAGAAACAGCUGCUUCAUUAGCUUCUUCCCUCGCGAAGAUCACAGGACGAGGAGAGAAAGGGAAGGGAGUGAUAUUUUCAGAGAUUUCCGAGGAGAGUGAAAAGAGAGCGAUCAAGAACCGAAGAUGUGCAUGGACCGAUCACCGGUGCCGGCCAAGAAGAUCUGGCUUGCCAUCGCCUCCCGCCUCGGCCUCCGGCCAACAGCUGGGCUGAGGAAGCUGAGGAAGGAGGUGAGGACGUGCGAGUACCGCGACGUGCACAUCAUGUGGGAGAUGCUGAGGGAGAUGGACUACCCGGUGCCCCUCGAGGAGAAGGAGGCCGCCGCCGCCGCGGCUGUCGCGGCGGCCGCCGGCGCCAGGAAGAAGAAGGCGGCGUGGAGCCGCUUCCUCUACUACUGCUGCGCGUUCUGAGGUCCACGUGAUGUGAUCAGAUCGAUGGACACAGCCAGCUAGAACCAGGCCGUCAGAGUUGUAGGGCAAGCUGGUAGAGAGGCCGUGUGUAGAUAGAUACAGCAUUGGCCAUCUAACAGUCUGUGCAGAUAACAAACGCGUGUGGAUCCAAGCUGCCCGCAAUGCUGGGUCGUACGCGCGCGGGACAUCUGGAGGAUCAUCUUUCACACAGCAGUACCACUUGUGAAUUGUGAUGAUGUCGUCUGUCUGACGAAGAACCUCCCGAGAAAGACACGCAAGCAGAAAAGUCUGUACCAUGCCAUGUGAGCAGGAUUCCGAGUAGAUGUGGGGCUUGUUUGGUUGUUAAUUUUGCCAAGCCUAAAUGUGACAAGCCAUAAAGUAUGGUUGAAAAAACAAAUAUCAAACUUUAACAAAAGUUGAUAAAACUUUUUCAACUUUA